Molecule: messenger RNA, 2183 nt
Organism: Betta splendens (Siamese fighting fish)
Lineage: Eukaryota; Metazoa; Chordata; Actinopteri; Anabantiformes; Osphronemidae
Gene: med4
Product: mediator complex subunit 4
Exons: 7
Coding region: 83-844 (253 amino acids)
Biological process (GO): regulation of transcription by RNA polymerase II
Cellular component (GO): core mediator complex; mediator complex
Molecular function (GO): transcription coregulator activity
Source: RefSeq, a predicted model, not a curated record
UACCAAUCGUGCAUAAACAGCAAGAUGCAAAAGAAGAAAGUGACGUCGUUUCCUGUCUUGCGCAGAUGACAGGAAGACAACUAUGGCGGCGGUUGCAGAGAGAUCAACGAAAGAGCGGCUUUUUUCUGUUUUGGAUGACUUGGAGGUUUUAUCCCGGGAGCUGAUCGAGAUGUUGGCUCUGUCCCGGAGUCAAAAACUGCCCCAGCCUGGAGAGGACGUUCAGAUCCUGGAGCUGCUUGUGCAGAGAGACAGGGAGUUCCAGGACCUGAUGGAGGUGGCUCGGCAGCAGGGGAAAGUGCACCAGGAGAUGCAGCUCCUGGAGAAAGAGGUGGAGAAGAGAGACAGCGACAUCCAGCAACUCCAGAAGCAGCUGAAAGAGGCAGAACACGUCCUGGCUACUGCUGUUUACCAAGCGAAAGAGAAACUUAAAUCUAUUGACAAAGCCAGGAAAGGGAGUAUUUCAUCAGAGGAAAUCAUCAAGUAUGCUCACAGGAUCAGUGCCAGUAAUGCUGUGUGCGCACCUCUCAACUGGGUACCAGGUGAUCCACGCCGACCCUAUCCUACUGAUCUGGAAAUGCGCAGUGGGACACUGGGUCACAUGGCCAACCUGCCCACAAACGGCGUGAACGGACACUUGCCAGGUGACGCUCUGGCUGCCGGAAGGUUACCAGAUGUCCUGACACCACACUACCCCUGGCAAUCCUCGGACAUCUCUGUGGGGAUGCUUCCUCCUCACCACAGCAACGACUUCGGCCUGGAGCCUCCUGGACACAACAAGGAGAACGAGGAUGAUGUGGAGGCUAUGUCAACAGAUUCCUCCAGCAGCAGUAGUGACUCUGACUGAAAGACUAAGGGGUUAAAGUUGGAGGUUACCACUGAGAAGCACAAGGUCUGGUUUCUUCAUCUGUCAUUAAAAAUUCACAUAAGACUAAAUAGACAAGCAGGUGGAAAGAAAUAGAUUAUUAACAGGUCCACUUGUGAUCAAUGCAACAUCAUUGUGGUGCCUAAGCUGUCCUCCUUCGUAAACUGCACCAUGACCUUAUUUAUUUUUUGUGAGAAACAUCAUCAUAGUUCAUUAUUUGUGACUGUUUUAAGUAAGUAUUAUUGUUUUGUUAGUUGGUGGAGAACUGGUUAAAAGUGUCUCAAUUAUUUCAACCUAAAUUCACAGAAACACAAGCAGUUAAUAAUUGAACCAAUAUUUCUGUUGCACAAAAUAUGUGCUGGAAUUCUCCCAGUAGGUCUGUUUGUACUGAAUGUACAGAGUCUCAUGGGGGGUCAUGUUUGGCAGAGAGCCUGUAUCAGGUUUUACAGGAGCAGUUUCACAUUAAUAAAUAUGCGUUGUUCUUUUCUAAUAAUUAACUGGACUGUUGUGUCUAAGCUACUGCUGUAGAUUUUAUCACCAGUUUGAUAAUUAUUUCUUAUGUCAUUGUUGAAUUGUUGCUCUACCCCGUUUUUGUCCAAUACUUGCAGCUUAACAGACCGAAUGAAGUUCUCAUUUAAAGUUAUGGAGUAUUGCUUGUCUCCAGUCUCUUUGCUGAACUAACCAGCUGCUGUCUCUAGUCAUGGCAUGAGACUGGGAGCAUUUCAUCUGCUCCUGUUUCAGCCUGUCAAAGAUUUCUGGAAGACAAACCAAUUGUGGCAUCUCUUGCUCUGUGGGGACCUGUUUCAAACGGUACAUUAUUUGUGUGACUUUAUUGUCACAUGGUUGUUUUACUGGUUGUAACAUUAUGGACAAACAUUUAAUGCAUAAUAUAAUACCCGUGUCCAAAUACUUCUGUACAUAUGUAGCCUUUUAAAUAAACAGCUUUUUGAACAGACCUGUUGCUGUAAACCUGUGACUGUCUAAUGCUAUAUGCUAUAGCCCACAUAACCAAGGCAAACACUUCGUGUGCUAACUUACUAGAUAAUAGGCUUUUCACUCUUAAUUUUAGACAUGUAGUGUACAGAAAGGUUACUACCGAUAAUAACAACCGAGAUUUUUAACAGUGUGUUUGGGUAAAUGACCGUAGAUUGUUUAACUUUCUGUUGGUAACAGUGAUGCGUUCACCAUCAGUAUGUAAAUUCCGAGUGCCAAUGACGCCGAACAAUGCUUCCCCUAAGACCCGCUUUUAAAGUCUUAGUAGUUCUAUUUAGUAGGUAAAUAGAACUGCUGUAAUGGUAAUGGUAAUAAAAACACACACACA